Guillardia theta CCMP2712 is the source of this 1179-nucleotide messenger RNA. RefSeq lists its product as hypothetical. The record is from RefSeq and is a predicted model, not a curated record. Gene Ontology annotation, molecular function: protein binding; transcription cis-regulatory region binding. Bases 1 to 1179 code for a protein of 392 amino acids. The transcript is spliced from 4 exons. Gene Ontology annotation, cellular component: Set1C/COMPASS complex. Lineage: Eukaryota; Cryptophyceae; Pyrenomonadales; Geminigeraceae.
AUGCCGGAGGUGGCCGUGGUACCUGAAUUGCAUUACCCUGAGGAUGAGAUUGUCACUCCUAAGAAAGACAAUCUCGAAGCUGUAAGUGAUCCGGAAUGCAACAAGGAAAACAUCGUCCCCGCCCCGUCCAAGAAUGCCGGCAACGGGAAACGAUCAGCAAGCUCCAAUGGAGCCAAGGUUUCAAAGAAGCAAAGAAUGGAAGCGUUGAUCGAGAAGGACCCCUCCAUCCUGCAACCAUUCAACAUCCCCCAGUGGAGAUUCACCCCAGUCAUCCCUGACCCGCGAGGGGUGACUCUCUCCCCGUAUGAUCGGGCUCCGCAACUGAGGCUGGUGGAUGAGAACCUGACAGUCUCGGGGCACAAGGGUUACCGCUUGAUCCGGGCGAGCCACGGGGUCAGUGCAGGAUCGUGGUACUUUGAGGUCACAAUCAGAGAGGAUCACGUGAACACGUUUCUAGAAGAGAAGUUCCUCAACAUUGAAGGCCACAGUAGACUUGGAUGGGCACGCGGCAGUGCUCAGAUCCAGGCCCCUCUGGGCUAUGACCGGUUCGGCUACGGCAUUUGCUCCCGUACUGGCAACAUUGUGCACACCAGGCGGUUGAAAGAGUUUUCAUGUCCGCUCCAGAAAGGAGACGUUGUGGGAUGCUACAUCCACUUCCCUGCCGUGGAGAAAGCCGCACUCGAGGAAGAUGACUGCAAGACCUCUACACAAGCUAAGGAAACUCAGGACCCGCCGCAGGAAGGGCAAGAGGAGGGCCAGAAGCCCAAGUGUGAGAACGCUGCCGAUGGAGAAACCAAACAAGAGGUGAGGAAAGGGAAAUCCAAGUGCAAGGUCAAAGAUAGACUUACCUGGAGAGACACCGAAAUCGAAUAUUUCUUGGAGGAAGACACGGAUGUUGGGUCAGAAAUCUGCCGAGGCAGCGUGAUCCGCUUCUUUGUUAACGGCAAAGCAUGUGGAAGCGCGUUCGAGGACGUAGAGCAGGGUAUCUACUAUCCCGCUGCAUCCGUCUACAUGGGAGGGCAAGUAACUUUCAACUUCGGCCCGACUUUCAAGUUUGGGAUGCCUGCACCGUAUGAAGGAGAAGGAGAGGUCAGGCCCAUGUCAGAUGCUGCCUUGAGAGACAAGGCUGAGGAAGUCGAGGCCGCCGCUGCCAACGUGAAAUCCGAGACAACGAAGUAG